Messenger RNA from Saccostrea echinata, 2004 nucleotides. RefSeq names its product receptor-type tyrosine-protein phosphatase alpha-like. Gene Ontology annotation, molecular function: protein tyrosine phosphatase activity. Gene Ontology annotation, biological process: protein dephosphorylation. NCBI's taxonomy places the organism in Eukaryota, Metazoa, Mollusca, Bivalvia, Ostreida, Ostreidae. The transcript is spliced from 18 exons. Bases 1 to 2004 code for a protein of 667 amino acids. The record is from RefSeq and is a predicted model, not a curated record.
AUGGAACAUGCCAGAGUGGCUGCCAAGAGGGAUACUUCGGUGAUCACUAAUGUACCCCAGGAACUUUUGGCUAUGACUGUAUGGAAAACUGCAGCACAAGAUGUUUUAAUAAUACCUGUAACCCUGUUAAUGGCUAUAGCUCUAGGAUCAAAGCACUGUUUGCAAAAGAAAACUACAGAAAAGGAAGAAACGGAAAGAAGGAGAAACUCAAACAAGGGUGUGACUCAAACAGAUUUUAUUGGCACUGAUUCCAAACCAUCAUCAUCUGGCCAUGGUAAUAAAAUCAUAAAAACAGAAAAUAAAAAAUCUAAGAAAUGUCAGAAGAAGAAUGAUGAGGCUGAUGUAGAUGACGAUGAGAAAAUACACUCGGAGAAUCCUUACGGAGAUUUUUAUGCUAAUGAAACGACAAUACGAGACAUACCUCUAAAUCAACUAGAGUCGGUUAUAGCUGAGAAAAGAAUGAAUAAAGACGAUGGAUUUCAGAGAGAAUAUGCGUCAUUGCCAUACGGUGAACAAUACAAAUGUGACGAAGGAAGAAGAGAAGAAAAUGUUGUUAAAAAUAGAUAUAAGACCAUCUUUCCGUAUGACCAUUCAAGAGUAAUACUUAGGACUGAGCAAACAUCUGGCUACAUUAAUGCUAACUACAUCGAGGGAGCACACAGACAAAACGAGUAUGUUGCAGCACAAGGACCGACGAAGAAUACACUUGCUGAUUUUUGGACAAUGAUUUGGCAAGGAAAUGUGUCUUCCAUCGUGAUGCUUACAAAUCUGCAAGAGGGAACAAAAAUAAAAUGCUGUCAAUAUUGGCCGGACGUAAGAAACAAGAAUAACUACGGAGCUUUGUCUGUGAAAAUGACGGAGGAAAAAAAGUAUGCAUUUCACAUUUCUCGAAGAAUGAUAGUUAGCCACAAUGAGACCAAGAAAUCACGAUCUGUGAACCAAUAUCAUUAUACUGCAUGGCCCGACUAUGGAAUCCCGGAUCCCCUCUGUCUUGUUGUUUUCCUUGAUCACGUGACCCGUACAGGAACCAAUCAGAAUAGCUCCCCAACAGUUGUGCACUGCAGUGCGGGAAUAGGAAGAACGGGGACGUACAUCGCACUAGACGUCCUAAACCAGAUAGGAAAAAAGACAGGGAAAGUAAACGUAGCAGAGUAUGUCAAGAAGAUGAGGGAAAGCAGAAUGAAUAUGGUCCAAACUUAUGAACAGUACAUGACGAUAUAUCUUGCUUUGAAUGAAAUAUUCAAAUCACGGGUUGACACAAUUACGCUUGAAGACUUUACUAAAAAGAUGGCUGCCAUUACAACUGACAUACCAGCCAAUCAGAAUAUAUUACGAAAAGAAUUUCAGAUUUUGAUGAAGAUACGACCCGUAUACAAUGAUGCUGAUUUUAAGAUAGCCAAGGGAAUUUGUAGGAAUGGAAGUUCGUUUACCAAGAGCAAAGCGUUUAUUGUCACGCAGUAUCCGACAGUUGAGGAUUUUGUAGACUUCCUGUGCCUGCUAUAUGAUCAGGAAUCUGACAUUGUUAUAUUUAUGGAUCCACAGAGAACAACUGAACCGAUGAUGACGUUGUUUCCAACCACAUCUUUCUCAAAAACAGUUCCUCCUUUUACUGUUCAUUUGCAAUCUAAAACUGAAACUGACAGCAAGAAGGACGCCCAUACUGUGACAAUUGUAGAGCCAAAAUCCAGGAUCAUUGCAACCGGAACUUCUCCUGAUACUUCUCAACUUCGAAGCGUCGUCUCCGUUGCAUUAGGAGUAGAGACGGAAAAUCCUAUCAUUGUUGUCAGCAGCGAUGGAGCUUCCCUUUGCGGCGCCUUUUGUGCAGUUCAUAAUGUGAUACAACAAAUCAACAUGGAUGACAAUGUAGAUGUCUUUACUUCCGUCAGAAAACUGCAAGUUCGAAGGCCAGAGUUUUGCUUCAGUCUUGAUGAGUAUGGACUUGUCAACAAAGCAGUGAAUGAUCACAUAGAAAGAAGCGCUGAAAACAUAUACUCUAAUCAGUGA